AUGUGUGUGUGUGUACCGGCAGAGUGUAUCUGGAGAGAAGGACAUCUGGAAGGAAAGCGAGAUGGCCGCCUCUCUUCCCCUACAUUCUCGUCGCCUGUUCAAGCCGACACUUUGGAUCCAUCCGCAACAACCCCCAUCUCAUCUCAACACCACCCCUCAGAGUCUUCCUUCCAGGAACCUCUGAACUACAGCCCAGCCUUGCGCAGCUCUAGUUCUUCGGAAUCUACCUUUUCCCCGUUCGACUUCCCGUCGUCCACCACGGCUUCUCAACAGUCACCAUGGCUUUCCUCACCAGCUCCCCACGCCUCACGGCUACAACUGAAUACCUCCCACACCGAAUUCGCCCGUCCGCACUCAGACUUCGUGCUCUACGACCAGCCGGCUCAAGCCCCUCGUCAGCCGCAGCCUGCACCGAGCGUUGCUCAGUCUGGUCAUCUGUUUAACACAGGCCACAGCUUCUACGCAAAUUCUAAUUCUGCUCCAUCAUCCACCACAGAAUUUCAAGCGCCUCAGUUACAGCAACACCAACUCCAACAACAACAACGUCCUCCGGUCCCUUUGUUUCCUAGCUCUCGCAACUCCAUCCCUCAAAACAGCAACGUCGCGACCAUGGCAGAUUUGAACAGCAACAACUCCUUCGACUCGGGCGCCCGCCUGUUUGCGGGUGUCCAGUCCGACGCCUCUCCUUGGGAAGCUCCCAACUCGGCAUUCACUGCUAUAAACCCCUCGGUCUCGGGGUCUAUGCGAACAGUGUCGCCCAAGGAUCUCUUCGUCGACCCGCUUCAGUCUGCGCCACCAUCCACGACUUUUACCAACAUCACUUCUCCCGAUAUCGACGCCUCACCUUUCGACUUCACAGACAGCUUCGAGACCUCCCCCAUGUUCAGCACCGAGGGGCUCGUCGCUUCCGACAACUGGUUCUCCUUGUUCCCAGAGGAGGAUGCAAAGCUCAUGUCGCCUCCCACCACCACGUACGCUGCUCCCAUCGCGAAUGUGCUUUCUGCUGCUCCCGAACUUGAGCGCACUGCCAGCAGCACUUCAGCGGACAAAUCCAGCGUCUCCAGCGCCAAUUCGCCUGUCAUUUUGGACAGGUCGACCCGGAGGAAGUCAUCGGUGAACGGAUCGCCUGUUACCAAUGCAUCUGUUAGCAAGUCCCGUCGUCGAAAGGGACCCCUUCCUGCUAUUGCCGUCGAUCCCACCGAUAAGGUGGCUUUGAAGCGGGCACGCAAUACUCUUGCUGCCCGUGACUCCCGGCAGAGGAAGUUUGAUCACGUCAACACUCUUGAGAAGCGCAAUGCAGAACUAGAGGCCGAGGUAGAGAAAUGGAAGAGCAUCGCUAUUGCUCAGGGAUAUUCUGGCGCUUGAAGUAUUCAGCCCACCGGCCUUGUUUGGUUCGGCGGUUCUCAGGGGAGCGGGUGAGGAAUGCCUCACCGCUCGAAAAGUUUCUUUUUGACCUGUUUUCCUGUUAUUCUUUCUUGUUUGAUUGUUUUUACCACUUUGCGCUUCCCAGCUUCGGGGGCGUCUAGCGUGGGUUUUCCUUUGCGGUCCAUGUGCUUUUGUUUCCGCUGUGUUAUUCCCUUCUCCGGCCGGAGCGUAAGUCUCCCUUAGGGUAUCGAUUGACUCCUCCUGGUUACGGCUGAUCUUGAUAGCGGAAUGCGUUUCCUGUCCUUUCCUGUGGGCUUUUUGCGGCUCUUUUUUAAUAUACUGUUUGGCGGUCGAUUUCUGGGUUCUGUUCCAUCUGAAGAGAACUCGGAGGGCUGCGUCUCCUUUAAUACAUCUUGAUCUUACUAUCGGAUUUGCGCAUGACUCUUUGCUGCCUAUUGUGUGACUGUGAUGACUACGUGUGACUCUGACCUGUGAAACGUGUACAUACAAAUGGCUCAUAAUUCUUCAUUCCCAGUGCACUGGCUCAUCUUUGUACAUUGUGAUUGUUCAGCCGUGUGCGAGCUCUGGGAGUCAUAUCUUCAUCCGCGACUCAUCAUGUGUCCAUUUGUAAUCCUGCCAAUGCUGUAUCGCCACGACUCAUUUUUUUUUUUCAUCUUCGUUCCAUCUCAACACGGUCUAUGAUGUGUGAUAGUUGGCAGACUCAUCCCCAUUCAAUUUGUUGUUGUGGUUGUUGCUCUGAUUAUGCAAAUGUUGCAGAUCCAGUUUUGUUGACCUUCACCAAUGGCGAGCAAGCCUGUCUGCUUAGCCUAAGCAUUCC
Messenger RNA from Periconia digitata, 2203 nucleotides. NCBI's taxonomy places the organism in Eukaryota, Fungi, Ascomycota, Dothideomycetes, Pleosporales, Periconiaceae. The record is from the annotation of a GenBank genome assembly.